Molecule: messenger RNA, 1760 nt
Organism: Penaeus monodon (black tiger shrimp)
Lineage: Eukaryota; Metazoa; Arthropoda; Malacostraca; Decapoda; Penaeidae
Product: protein maph-9-like
Exons: 3
Coding region: 11-1135 (374 amino acids)
Source: RefSeq, a predicted model, not a curated record
AUUCUCACGCAUGGUUCGGCGAAAAGUUGUGGACACGAAACUCACUUUGCAAAGAACAAAACCAAUAGAAAUUGUAUAUAAAAAAAAGAAAGAGCAAAAGCGCCUGGAGCCAGAGGAUACAGACUACGUGUUAAGAUCAACCACCAAGAAGAUGGUCUCAUUAGACUUAAAGAUAAAUGAGAGCAAAUUAAAAGCCUCAAGAUGGAAACUUGCUAUCGAGCACACUGGCAAAGGUCUCCCUACACAUGUAUUUGAAGGGAAAAAAUCUAAAAAGAAGAAUGUAGAAAAGGAGAAAGAACUGACAGAAAAACAAAAGAAAAUGGAAGGACUGACAGCUAAACAAAAGGAUAUUUUAAGAAGACAAGAAUGGAGACGGAAGAAGAUUGAAGAGACAAGGCAAAGGAAGAAAGGAAAGAAAUCUAAAAAGAGAAGUGAAACUUGCACAACAGAAACCAAGGCCAUGGCUAUAGGUAAGAAAAAGCAAGAGUCCAGAAAUAUAGCACAAACAUGUCAACUGAAAAAGAAUGAGCAGUCCCAGAAGCCAAAUGAUACUGCGAAAAGAAAACAAAUAGGAUUAAACCAGAAAAGGAAUGCCGUGAAAGCAAACAAGAAGAAAGCCAACUUGAAGCCAAACCAGUCAAAACAAAGCCCUAGCCCUUCAAAGGUAGAACAACACGAGAAUCCCACAAAAACAAAACAGACAGUAGAUCCCGCAACAGUACAUGAGCACAAAAACGGGAAAAAGCAUCUUCUGGCUAGAGAGGAUCAUACAGAGGAAGAAACCCUCACAAAUACACAUUCAUGUAGGAAGAAGAAACAGCAACCAAGGAAGAGAAAGAUCACAGAAGAAGCAGAGACCCAGAGCAACAAUGUAAAAGAGCAACCAGCAAAAAAACAAAAAAUUGAUAAUGUAAAGAAAUUAGGGGAUUCCCCACAACUCAGUAAGCCAGUGACAGUCAAGAAAAUUAAGCAGGCCAAGCCUUUGAAGAAAACUACCUUAACAACAGAAGUAAAACUAAAGGGUGGUGUUUCAAAGUAUGAAAAGGCAGUUGGUGCUACCGCUCUAGCAGUAUACAGUAGGAGGGAAAAUGAAAGGCAACUUCUGAGAGAAGCAUUUGCAAAAAAAGCCAGUUAAUAGUCUAAAUUUAGGUGGGAAAAUGAAUUACAUGUGUGCAAUGCAAUUUUUAAAAAUAUGUUAUUUAUUUAUAAUACUUUUUCAGGUCUAUUUAACAUAUAAUGUCUUAUAUGUAAUUACUUAAUAUUUGAUAUAAUGCAAUCAGUUAAUGGGAUUUGACUUAGUUUUUAUAAACUAAACUAGGUAAUUAGAUGUCUUUGGCAAUUCAUGUUUGUCAGCCCUUGGCAAUUCAUGUUAUAAAAUGUAUAUGCAUUAAGAAAAUGUAAUUCUUGAAUCAUCACCAUGAUGUUAGUGCACCUAAAGAUAAUAAAAAGUCUAAGACUUAGAUGUUCAUAGGAUGAAUACUUAUGCUCUAUUUAAAUGAAAAUACUUUGCAACAAAUUGAUUUCACUGCUGUAGAAAGUUGCAAGUUGGCAUAUAUAUUAAGUUUAAGUGUUGAUCUGUAUAGUUGAUAUUAAGUACAAAAUCCUGUAAAAAUAUUUUUGGGACACUUUUUAAUAGUUAUCUUGUGAAUAUACAUUUCUUACUCUGAUACUUGUUCACACUUUUUGUAUGGAAAGAAUUUUGAAAUUUCAUAACUUGUUGACAAAUUUGUGCACACAAACAAUAAAAAGAUUUAUGCUGA